Acanthosepion pharaonis is the source of this 1014-nucleotide messenger RNA. The record is from the annotation of a GenBank genome assembly. NCBI's taxonomy places the organism in Eukaryota, Metazoa, Mollusca, Cephalopoda, Sepiida, Sepiidae.
AUGCUGGUCCUUUUAUUAAGAUUUGAACGCUUUCUCUUUACUCUGUUCUCAUUUCUUCUUUUUAUACCGAUUAACCUUUUCUCUUUUUUUUUCUUCUUUAUGCGUCACGUACAUCGCUUCUCUCUGUUACUCUUUCUCUUUUUCCAUAUCUCAUUUCUUUCUUCUGUUAAUCCUUCUUUCCUUUUCUUCUACUUUUGCCCCUUUUUUUUCGUUUCCUCUCUGUUAUGUAUCUGUUUUUUCUUUUCUUUUCUUUUUUUUUCCUGUUGUGUAUCUCUUCUAAACAUCUCAUACUUUUUUCUUCUGUGUCAUGUCUCUUUUCCCUCCUCUUCCUCUCAUUCCCCCCCUCAACUCUCCGUCCCGUGCCUCAUCCCCCCCACUCUCCGUCCCGUGCUUCUUUCCCCCCCUCAACUCUCCGUCUCAUUCCUCUUCCCCCCCCUCAACUCUCCGUCUCGUUCCUCUUCCCCCCCUCAACUCUCCGUCUCGUUCCUCUUUCCCCCCUCAACUCUCCGUCUCGUUCCUCUUUCCCCCCUCAACUCUCCGUCUCGUUCCUCUUUUCCCCCCUCAAUUGUUCUCCGUCUCCGUUCCUCUUCCCCCCCAACUCUCCGUUUCGUUCCUCUUCCCCCCCAACUCUCCGUCUCGUUCCUCUUUCCCCCCCCUCAACUCUCCGUCUCGUGCCUCAUCCCCAACUCUCCUUUUCCUUUCCCCCCCCAUUCUCCAUCUUGUAUGUUUUUUUUCAUUUUUCUCUAUCAUCAUUUUGCAUCUUCUCUUCAUCACUCUUUCUUUUCCCGUACCCUCAUGUUCGUCUCCCUUGUCUUUUUCUCUUCAUUCCUCUUUCUUCUCUCUUCCCUCAUUUCUCUUCCAUUCAUCCCAAUUUCCCCCUUUUUCUCACCCUCCCCAUUCCUUCCUUUUCUCUCUGUCCAUCUCUCUCUCUCUCUCAAUCUCUUACCCUGUCAUUAUUGCAUCAUCUUUUUGUACCCUUGUUCUCUUCCUGAGUAUAUAAUGCACUCUUGUUAG